Messenger RNA from Cetraspora pellucida, 369 nucleotides. Lineage: Eukaryota; Fungi; Glomeromycota; Glomeromycetes; Diversisporales; Gigasporaceae. The record is from the annotation of a GenBank genome assembly.
UUUGAUAAAUUCUUUAAAAUUUAUAAACAUUAUUCUUCAAACAUUAUCAAAACCAAAGUUCUUAAUUUUUUUAAAUAUCAAACUGCAACUAAAUAUGCUGAAGAGCAUAAAAAACUACUACUCCAAUCCUUUAUUAUUGAAUCUAUUACAUCUCUUCAAAAGUGCACUCUAUUAGUUAGGAAACUUGUUCUUUUUAAUGUUCAUAUUUACAAAAACUCUGAUGAACACAAAUGCACAGUUCUUCCAUCUAAUACUGAACAUAACUUUCAAAAUCUCUCAACAUAUUACUUUGAUCAAUCUUUCAAAAAAUUUCCUGUUCCUAUUUCUGACAAAUCAAGUCCAUCUACUAAAUCUAAUCAACCAGUAUAG